Molecule: messenger RNA, 890 nt
Organism: Phymastichus coffea
Lineage: Eukaryota; Metazoa; Arthropoda; Insecta; Hymenoptera; Eulophidae
Exons: 1
Coding region: 206-688 (160 amino acids)
Source: RefSeq, a predicted model, not a curated record
ACGGAGCGAAGUCGAGCUUUCGCCGGGCCGAGUGACGCGAUCCACGGCGAAAAGGAGGGAAGCCAGAGGUGUGUGCGCGUGGUCGGCGCUCGAUCCUCGGCCGGCUCGCUUCGCGCGGGGCCACUUUGGUGGCCACUAACGGUCGGCCGCGCGCUACGGACCACCACUGCGACCUCCCGCUGCCUCUCGCUUUCGGAGCGCAAGGAUGAUCGGACCGACGAGAGCACCGAGACUGUCGGAACGUGCCACGGGUAAGGCGCCGGACGAGUUCGACCGGCUGACCGGCGACGGCUUGAGGCUGAAGAAGAGCCUCAACAAGGACAGCCUGUGGAUCAAGGGCGACGGCUGUCGCAUAACCUUGGCGACCAACAGCGGCAGACUGCGCGUCAGCGGCGACGGCUGCCGCGUGUACAUCGGCUGCAACCUCGGCAGCGUGGAGUACAACGGCGACGGCGGCCACAUCAUACUCGGGCCCGAGUCGACGCAGGACUGCAGCGAUCGAGUGGUUUACAAAGGCGACGGCGGCCUGAUCGACUUCGCCGGCAAGAGGAAGCGCGUGGCCAAGAGCAGCCAAGCCAAGGAGACGGCGGCCGCGGCCCACGCGAGCAGCCGAGGCGACAUGCGCACCAAGAUCGUCGGAUCGAGCAACGUGCAUAUCCACUUGGACCUGUGCGUGCGCGACAAGUAGCGCGCCCGAUGGACGUAUAGCCAAACGAACGAACAGAGGCAAAAAGUGAGAACAACGCCGUGCGCCGUGCGCCGUGCGCCGUUGGCUGUUCGACGCAGCGAACUCGGAAAAGCGCGUUGCCGGACAUUGGUACUCGACGAGGCUGUGAAUUGUCGAUCGAACUGGAUCGUCAGAACGUGCGAGCAGCAGUGACGAUCACCUG